Molecule: messenger RNA, 369 nt
Organism: Kwoniella shivajii
Lineage: Eukaryota; Fungi; Basidiomycota; Tremellomycetes; Tremellales; Cryptococcaceae
Exons: 4
Coding region: 1-369 (122 amino acids)
Source: RefSeq, a predicted model, not a curated record
AUGUCAGAUUCUGCCGAACCUUCCAAGACCAACGGACAAAUCAACUCGCUCGUUGGAACAGCGAAAGUUCUAGUUGGAAACACUAUUGAAACAGCUUAUCAAGCUGUCGGAGGAUCUACUGAACCCUCUUCGUGGACUACCGCAGGUCAAAAACAACAUGAUCAAGGUGAAGCUGAAAUCACAGCUGCCAAAGCACAAGGUUACGUAGAAGGUGCCGGAGACAGAUUGGAAGGCAAAAAAGAUUCAAUAGUGGGAGCUAUUACUGGAGAUAAAACUCAACAAACUUCAGGUAACCUUCAACACGAUAAAGGUCAAGCUCAAAUGAAAGUUAACGAGCCUCAGAAGAACGAUCGAGGCGUUGAUUUGUAG